This is a messenger RNA of Polychytrium aggregatum, 2348 nucleotides long. RefSeq lists its product as uncharacterized. Gene Ontology annotation, molecular function: protein binding. The transcript has a single exon. Bases 496 to 1929 code for a protein of 477 amino acids. The record is from RefSeq and is a predicted model, not a curated record. Lineage: Eukaryota; Fungi; Chytridiomycota; Chytridiomycetes; Polychytriales.
CAUCAACCAGGACAUCAACCAGGACAUCAACCAGGACAUCAACGCGAUCACCGUCCAACGCACCAGCCGCGACAUUCUCCAUCUCAGCUUCCCCUGCACAAUCACAUUUGUCAAUCCAUUCUCCGCCCAUCGCUUCCGUCCUUGGCCGCGCCUUCCUCUCUUGCUCUCUCGCACUCCUCCCGCACUGUCGAACCAUCGCUGUGAAUGGCAAACCCACCUGCACUGCCGUUAGGAUCAUUCUUCCUGCACACCUUCGACCUCUUUUUAUCCCAUCUUGUUUCGCCCCGAAUAUCUGCUCAUUAACUGAUCCGGCCAAGCCUCGUUCCUGAGAAUCCCACUGCUCGCCCCGUUCCAUCUCCUCCCUCGGACUCAUAUCCUUCUUCUGCCUGCGCACCCUCUGUUUGUGUCCUCUAUUCCAUCCUUUUUGCUAUUCCAUCCUUUUGCUCUUCUCCCAAGGUCGAUACAGCCCCCCCCCGUUUCAUCCGCAUCAUCUGUAUGAGUACCGAGGAAUCCUCUCUGCCGCUCUGUUCUGCCCCGUAUCCAAUAGCCGCUUUCGACUUUGACGAUGUUCUGCAGCUCAUCCUUACCCGCGUCGCCACCGGGGCAGAUCUGAUGGGCUGCCUCCUGGUCUCGCGGAGAUGGUAUGCUGCGGCCCUUCCUGUCCUCUAUCGCCACCCUCUCCUGGCCUCGCCGCAAGCCCUGUGCGCCUUCGUGAUUGUCUUGCGCCAACAUCCGCUGCGAUCUGCGUUCCUUUCUUCCCUCUCCUUCGCGGUUCCCCCGGGCCAGCCCUCGUGGCUCAGGGACAAGGAUCUGGCAACCCUCUUCGCCGCGCUGCGGCGUUCGGACUCACCGUCCCUCAACGUCCGCCAUGUGAGCUUCAAGGGUUGCCGUGGAAUCACUGGCAGGUCUCUGCAGCAUCUCCCGCUGCUGUUUCCUUCGCUGACCUCGGUCGAUCUCCAAGGAUGCGUCGGAAUAUCGUCCAGCCUCCCCAUAAUGCUGGUUCGUUCGCUAAGGGACCUCUCGCGUCUGAUUCUCUCGGCCAGCUGCGCCGUUCCGCUCUGUGAUCUGCCUGCGCUCAUGACUCCCAAGAUGCAAGACCUCGAUGUUGUCAUUCACCACUCGCCGUAUUCGUCCAUCGCCUGGCUUAUGCAUCCGCCCAUGCCCCCAAGCCACUCGACCGACACCCAACCGCGCGCCCUCCAGAGGCUUGCCCUGACCCGCCAAGAGAUCAUCACCAACCAGGGGAUGCUUCCGGACGAGGCACUGACCUCGCUGCUCCGGAUGAACCCGACCAUCACCGACCUCGAUCUCCGCUGGAACGCUCAGCUAACGUGGUGCUCGCUGCGAGACAUUGUCCUCUGCUCCGGGCUGCAGAGGCUCUCGCUGGACUUUUGCUCCCAGCUAUGCGAUGACACGCUGCUCCAUAUUGGCCGGGGCUGCCAAAGGCUCCGACACCUGUCGCUUUCUCACUGCCGGCUUAUUACGGACGCUGGCAUCAGCUAUGCUGCCCAGACUCUCCGCUCCCUGGAAACAAUCGAUAUGGACGGCAUUGCACACCUCACCGAUACGGCGGCGGCCGUUUGGACUGCCCACGACCAUAUCAGAGGCAUCAGUAUGGCGCGAUGCCCCAACCUGACGAAUCGCAGCCUCCUGGCCCUCGCUCAAGUGCGCAACUUGUGCACUCUCAACAUAGCCGACUGUCCUCAAAUCAGCUGGCCCCAAGCCCCCGAGCCACCUACCUGCUGCUUCCGAGCUCUCAGGACGAUCACAGUCGAUGCUAAAGCGCACACGGUCGAGAAUGCGCUGGGCAUCUUGAGCAAGUGCCCGGCUCUCGAGACCAUCGUUGUGAAGGGACGCAUGGGCACUCGUCCCAACUUGUCAAGCCUCCGCAACGGCUCACUCUCCCGAGUCGCUGUUGAGUACAUAUAAUCAAGCCCGCCAGGCCACUCAUCUGCCAAGGCACGACCUGUGGUGCUUUCGCACACGGUUCGCAAGGAUAUGCCGCUCCCGCGCCCAAUGAGUAGUGCUCUGAGUGCCAUCACUCGGAGCCGAGCAAGCCGGGGUCCCGAGCCAUCGACGAGCUCCACUCCAGCCACUGCCCUGGAUACUCUCCCGACACAAUGUCGGCAACUUUUGCAUCUGUAGCCAGGGAUACAGGCGUCGCAAGUAUUAUGUGUUGGCUGCACCUUCCCAUCUAUUCAAUUUCCAUCAUCGACGUUUGCUCUUUUUGGUAUCAUUUUUGACGAAUCAUGCUCAACGAUCCCUGUUUGUGAGAUGACCUCCCGAUGACGCCUGUAUCUUCAAUCAAUUCGUGCUCGAGCAACAAUACAUUUCUCCAGCAUAGAUCA